Messenger RNA from Cladocopium goreaui, 624 nucleotides. The record is from the annotation of a GenBank genome assembly. NCBI's taxonomy places the organism in Eukaryota, Dinophyceae, Suessiales, Symbiodiniaceae.
UAGUCGACGAUGUGCUCAAGACCAACAUGCAGCCGGUACUGGCGCCCCUUGAAACGACUGACUAUGGGCUGACAGACCAAAGCAAAUGGAAGACAGAUCCAUAUCGGAAGUCGCUUUCAACUGCUUCUGGUUCCAGCAGCCGCAUCACGUCCUCCUCAGAGGAAGAGUUUUUGACGAGACGACCUUCCGGAGAGAUAUCAAAUCUGAGGUGCCAUGACAGGUGCAAGCCUUUCUUCGAAGACCCAUGGCAGGGUCAUGAAGACUUGAUCAAAGAAGAUUGGGAGGCUUGGCUUGAGGACUUUAGAAGGCGUCGCAGUGGCCACGCAGAGAGUGCUAUUCCUUUGCCAGUGCUGGAGAGGAUGAGUUGGACAGCAUGGUCCUGACAGUUGGAAUUGACCCGAGUAGGCCUUGUGUCAUUUAGGCUGGUCACGGCUGUUCACCAGGUCCAGUGUGAGUUGCCAGGAACUUUGCUGCAAGUGUUUUGACUCCUGCAGCAGUGGAUGGCAACGGCAGAUGCCAACGCUUGCCGUCGCAAAGGAGGCACGAAGACUCCGGUAGCAAGCCACGCUUGCCCACCAGUUGCCUCAUUGAGACUCCCAAUGCAGAGCUGACAAUGGCGAGGCA